AAAGCCCCGCGGGAGCUUUCAUUGUCAUCACUUGUUCCGCGUACAACGUGGUAGAUUAAAGUACCUUUAAAACGUGAAAUGAUAAAGAAACUUAUUUGUGAUGCAAAGGAUCGUGAAAACACAGGAAAACCCUCAGCAGGGAAGGAUCUCUAUCCAAAUUGUGAUGCAACAGUGUGGACAAGAUCGUGUGAGAAGGAGAUUUUUGUACCAAUUGAAGGACGAUCUUCAGGAUCUAUUCCCAAAUGGAUCUGUGGGAGUUUACUGAGAAAUGGUCCGGGAAAUUUAAAAUUCGGACAAAUGCGAUUUGAUCAUCUCUUCGAUUCAUCAGCUCUCCUGCAUCGAUUUGCAAUUAAGGAUGGCAGGGUAACAUACCAAUGUCGCUUUAUUGAGACAAAUUCCUAUCGAAGGAAUCGAGCUGCUAAUAGGAUUGUUGUGACGGAAUUCGGGACGAAAGCUGUUCCUGAUCCUUGUCAGUCAAUCUUCUCGCGUGUGGCUUCAAUCUUCCAUCCAGGAGAGAGUAGCUCUGAUAAUGCCAUGAUCACCGUUUAUCCCUUUGGGGAUGAUAUGUUUGCCUUCACUGAGACACCUGUUAUGUUUCGAUUUGACGUUGAAAGUCUCGCUACGCUCGAAAGGGUUAAUCUUUACGAUAAAUUCGGCAUUGUUAAUCAUUCAUCGCACCCACAUAUUAUGCCUGAUGGGAGGAUUUUCAAUUUGGGAUUGAGCGUUUCUGGAAUGGGACCAAAAUACACAAUCCUGGAAUUUCCACGAGGGAAGAGACAGUGGGAAAUGGCAAAUGUUGUAGCCACAUUGCCUACAAGAUGGAAAUUACAUCCUGGCUACAUGCACACUUUUGGAAUCUCCGAGAACUUCUUCAUCCUCAUCGAACAGCCACUCAGUGUGUCUGUUCGUCAUAUGAUAGCUGCUCAUGUGAAGAAUGAACCAUUGAUGGCUUCUUUCAAAUGGUUUGAGGAGCACAACACCCACAUCUAUCUCCUAGAUCGCAAAACAGGAGCUCUAAAGCACACCUUCUACUCAGAACCUUUCUUCUUUCUCCACGUGAUAAAUUCUUUCGAGAAGGAAGAUCAUUUAAUUCUGGACAUUUGUUGCUACAAUGAUCCUAAAAUGCUGAAUUGUAUGUACAUUGAGAGCCUCCAGGAGAUGCAGACAAAUCCUGACUAUGCAAAAAUGUUCAGAGGGCGUCCUCUGAGGUUUGUCCUGCCACUUAAUCCCCCAACUUCCUCAGCUAAUAGCUUCAUUGGCAAAUUAAUCAAAAAGAAUGAUGAGAAUGAUGGCAGAGAAAACCUCAUAAAGCUUGAGGGAACAGCUGCAGAAGCUUUCUAUGCGGAUAAUCGAAAAAUCUUCUGUUUCCCUGAACUCCUUUGUGAUCUAGGAUGUGAAACUCCUAGGAUAAACUAUGAGAGAUUUGGGAGAAAGGAGUACACGUACUUCUAUGCUAUCAGUGCUGAUGUGGAUGCAGAUAAUCCUGGAACUAUCAUUAAGGUAAAUGUGAAGAAUAAAACGAAGAUUACGUGGUGCGAAGAAAAUUGUUAUCCAAGUGAACCAAUUUUCCUGGAAGCUCCGAAUUCAAAGGCCGAAGAUGAUGGAGUUAUCAUAGCCAGUCUUAUCUGGGGGCGAGGUGAUGAGAAUCAUACGGGGCUGAUAGUUCUCUGUGCUAAAACACUAAAAGAACUAGGACGUGCUGAAUUUUUUACACCCACUCCUGUGCCCAAAUGCCUACAUGGGUGGUUUACACCACAGAAGUAAUCAGAAAGCUUUGAAAAAAGCUUUUUCAGAAUCAAUAUUUUUAAAAUCAAAAUGAUUUUCUUAAGAAUAUCUGAAGCACAAAGAAGUUUUUAAAAAUUUGACAGAGAAAAUUGUGGAGAAAGUUGUUUUCCAAGAACUUUCCCAUCCCUAAUUCCUAAGGUUGAAGAAUAAAAAUAAAUUAUAUAGAAAGAAAA
This is a messenger RNA of Lutzomyia longipalpis, 1958 nucleotides long. It is a transcript of the gene ninaB, whose product is annotated as carotenoid isomerooxygenase. The transcript is spliced from 3 exons. The coding region runs from base 79 to 1764 and encodes 561 amino acids. Gene Ontology annotation, biological process: retinal metabolic process; carotene catabolic process. Gene Ontology annotation, molecular function: carotenoid dioxygenase activity; beta-carotene 15,15'-dioxygenase activity. The record is from RefSeq and is a predicted model, not a curated record. Lineage: Eukaryota; Metazoa; Arthropoda; Insecta; Diptera; Psychodidae.